Molecule: messenger RNA, 1740 nt
Organism: Setaria italica (foxtail millet)
Lineage: Eukaryota; Viridiplantae; Streptophyta; Magnoliopsida; Poales; Poaceae
Product: probable allantoate deiminase
Exons: 12
Coding region: 84-1586 (500 amino acids)
Molecular function (GO): hydrolase activity, acting on carbon-nitrogen (but not peptide) bonds, in linear amidines
Source: RefSeq, a predicted model, not a curated record
GCCUCGUCCACACCCGCUGCGGGAAGGGAGGAGCCAGCCAGCCAGCCACCACCCCACAGCGGCCACACAUCCUCGGCGGCUCGAUGGCUCCUUCCUCCUCCCGCCCCCUGCGCCACAACCUGUACCUCCUCGUCGUCUCCAUCUCCGUCCUCCUUGCCUCGGUCCCAGCCUUGGCCGCCGAUGGGCUGCCGGAGCUCGGAGGAGACGGCCUGCACAGGGAGAUUCUCAGGGACGAGACCGUGAUGAGGCUCAAGGAGCUGGGCAAGAUAUCUGAUGGGGAAGGCUACCUCGAAAGGACGUUCCUGAGUCCGGCUUCUAUCAGAGCCACUGCUGUCAUCGUCAGUUGGAUGAAAGAUGCCGGGCUUACGACGUGGGUUGAUCAAAUGGGGAACAUUCAUGGUCGGUUUGAGCCGGCUAAUUCUACCAAAGAGGCCUUAUUGAUUGGAUCUCAUAUGGACACUGUCAUUGAUGCUGGAAUGUAUGAUGGGUCAUUGGGUAUUAUUUGUGCAAUCUCUGCUUUGAAGGUUUUGAAAGUUACUGGGAAACUGCACAGGCUAAUUAGACCAGUGGAGGUCAUUGCAUUCAGUGACGAGGAGGGUGUUAGAUUCCAGACAACUUUUCUGGGAAGCGCUGCUGUAGCUGGUACACUACCUGAAUCAAUUUUACAAGUAUCAGACAAGAGCGGCACUACAGUACAAGAUGUUCUGAAAAUGAAUUCUUUUGAGGCUACUGCUGCUGCUAUCAGUCAAGCCAGGUACAACCCGGAGUCAGUGGAGAGUUAUGUUGAGGUACACAUAGAGCAAGGCCCUGUCCUGGAAGCGCUCCGUUAUCCUCUUGGUGUUGUAAAAGGAAUUGCAGGACAGACGCGAUUAAAGGUCAUAGUAGAUGGUUCACAAGGGCAUGCUGGCACGGUUCCAAUGAAAUUGCGGCGUGAUCCGAUGGUUGCAGCUGCAGAGUUGGUUGUGACUCUGGAGCGCCUCUGCAAAGAGCCCAACAAGUUCCUGACCUACGAUGAGGAGUGCGGGUGCUUCACGGAGGAGUCCCUCGCCGGGCUGGUGUGCACCGUCGGCGAGCUACUGACGUGGCCCAGCGCCAGCAACGUGAUACCGGGGCAGGUGAACUUUACGGUGGACAUCCGCGCCAUGGACGACAAAGUCAGGGAGACGAUCGUGACCAGCUUCUCGAGGCUGGUUCUCCAGAGAUGCGACGACAGGCUGGUCGAUUGCAGAGUCGAGCAUAAGCACUCGGCGCCGGCGACGCCCAGUGACCCGGAGCUGACCGCCCAGCUGAAGCGCGCGGCGCGGUCCACCGUGUUGGCGAUGCCGGGCCACGCGGCCGCCGCAGAGACGCCGGUGCUGAUGAGCGGCGCGGGGCACGACGCGAUGGCCAUGGCCAGGCUCACAAAGAUCGGGAUGCUGUUCGUGCGGUGCCGCGGCGGCGUGAGCCACUCGCCGGAGGAGUCGGUGACGGACGACGACGUGUGGGCCGCGGGGCUCGCGCUGGCCAACUUCGUCGAGCAGGCCGCGGUGUCGUCGGAGCCGCAGCCGCUGGAGGCCGCCGAGCGGAGCGCGGUGGCCGCGUCGUAGAUGGCCGGCGAUGGUGACGAUUCUUUCGGUGGGGGUAGGCGUGUAGCCUGCAACUGUACAUAGACUGUUUGUUGUUGCUGUUGCUGUUACAUUGCAAUUGGGCAGGAAUAAAAACACACUUCUCUUCGUUGAGACGUGCACGGGUUUCGUUUCA